Kockovaella imperatae is the source of this 2249-nucleotide messenger RNA. RefSeq names its product major facilitator superfamily domain-containing protein. Gene Ontology annotation, biological process: transmembrane transport. The record is from RefSeq and is a predicted model, not a curated record. Lineage: Eukaryota; Fungi; Basidiomycota; Tremellomycetes; Tremellales; Cuniculitremaceae. Bases 422 to 2221 code for a protein of 599 amino acids. Gene Ontology annotation, molecular function: transmembrane transporter activity. The transcript has 11 exons.
UGCUAAAGCCUUGGGACCCCAUGGGUACCUUGGCCUAGACUGUUUUCGGGCGUUUGGACCUAGUUUGUUCGCCAGUCUCUCAGGGGAGAGAUAUAGUGUCAGGUUUUGUUUUGUAUGAAGGGCAGAGACGAGAACAAAAGAUAUGACAAAGAAUGCAAUCUUUUUGGUCAAUGGUCCGAGGUAUAUCCUCCAUCCAACCAAUUUCCCUUGGGCUUUUCGGACUAUUCAAUCGUGCCGGUCGGUCUGAGAUCCGAUCGAUCUCUCGGCAUGUCCCUAUACGGCCGUGAACUUUUUUUUUACCCACUGCUUCGGCCGACUCCGAGGAUGAACUGCACAGAGCUAGUCACCUGUAUGAUCUCUACUCGGAAAAUGGAACACAGUCUAGAUCGUUACCAUACCUCUCACCAGUCUCGUGUCUCAUAUGUCGACUCCCGAAGCGUCAACUUCAACUCUUCAUGGCAAUGAGCCAGUUGAACCCGCUUUCCAUAGAGUCUCCGUAGGAGAUCUACCACCGGGAUGCAGUAUCGGCCCCGAACUAUACGACACGCCAAGAGGCAUAGUAUCCGGUAUACCGAAAUCAAAUGGAACAGUCGAACGAUCAUCAGGUCUCACGGAUGGCGUCGAGGCCCCUGGACAACCUGUCAAGGUCAUUUGGGUCGAGUUCCCUCCUGGGUCACCGGAUAAUCCAUUCUCAUAUACUCGUCGGAGAAAAAUUGCCAUCAUGUUUUGCGCGUUAUUCUUUGCGUUCUGUACAGCUCUACAAGGAGCAGCGUAUGCGCAAGGGAUUCCAUCCAUGACGCGUGAUCUAGGUACCACGGAGAUAGAAGCGUUGGCUGGAGUGUCGCUGUACCCCUGGGGUUUUGCUCUGGGACCUCUAGUAUUGGCACCGAUAACUGAAGAGUACGGUCGCUACUGGGCCUACGUCGGGGCAGUAGCUGUAUAUACACUUCUACACUUGACUCAGUCAUUAGCACAGAACACCGCCACCGUUCUCGUUGGCCGGUUUCUGAUGGGCUUGGCAGGAUGUAUAGGUUCGACAGUGGUCGCGGGAACAGUAUCUGACCUCUACAUGCCAGAAGAGCGUGGAGCGCCCAUGGCCUUAUUCACCUUAUGCGUUGUCUCAGGAACGGGCUUUGCAGCACUUUUCGCCUAUGUGGAAGCGAAUCCACAUUUACAAUGGAGGUGGAUCGGUUGGAUCCAGCUUAUAAUCCUCUGCAUCUACUUUGUCGUCUGUAUCUUGAUCAUCGGAGAGACUCGCGCGCCGAUCUUACUCCGACGAAGGGCGAAGAAGCUACGGGAAUCUCGUGGCGAGCAGGAUGGUGGAAGAUAUACUGCUCGGAGUGAAGUCGACAAGCCGGCUCUGGUCACUGCAUUGAAGACGAGCCUGAAGCGCCCCAUCAUGUUCCUGUUGCUCGAGCCCGUGGUGACGUUUUUUGGCAUUUGGCUUGCAUUGGUGUGGGGCGUCUUCUUCAUUGAGAUUGCGGGGAUCAGCUACGUCUUCGAAAAUGUCUUUGGCUUUGGCACUUCUGCCCAAGGCUCUGUCUUCUGGUGUUUCACUAUUGGAGGAUUGCUUGGUUACCUGGGUAACUUUUAUCAAGACUCUCUGUAUCGCAAAUACUAUCCUACACGUGGAGUCGAAGCGCGACUAUACGCUCCCAUGGCCUCUGGUAUCUUGUUCGCCGUUGGGUCCAUGAUCUUUGGUCUAACCUCGGUACCUACUGCUCAUUGGAUAGGACCUUGUAUAGGGAUCACUCUAUUGAUGACUGGAGCAUUUGCAAUCUAUCAAACUGGUUUCUUAUAUCUGUCCCAAUGUUAUGGUACAAACGCUUCAUCUGCCAUUGCCGGCAUGUCAUUCUUGCGGAUCAUUGUAGGAUCAUCCUUUGCCAUGUUUACGAAUAAACUGUUUGAAAGUAUGACUCCUCGAUGGGGUCUAUUCCUCAUGGGCUGUAUUGGUCUCCUUCUCGCUCCUAUCCCUUUCGUGGCGUAUUAUUAUGGACCAUGGAUCAGAGAACGAUCACCGUACUCUAAAAUACUCAUUGCGGAGGAGAAACAACGAGUAGAAGCAGAGAUGCUACUACAGCAAAAGACCGAAGCUGAAGUUGCGCGAGUCAUCUCUGGUCAGAGUAUGCGCCGCAAUCUAUCUAGAGGCAUGAGCAGGGCGAAAUCAAGACCUGACCCUGUUCGGAACGAAUCGGUGGAAAAGGCGCCGGAAACUGCAUAGAUAUCCCAACUGUAUUAUAUCACAUACA